Molecule: messenger RNA, 1520 nt
Organism: Mus caroli (Ryukyu mouse)
Lineage: Eukaryota; Metazoa; Chordata; Mammalia; Rodentia; Muridae
Product: trafficking protein particle complex subunit 2B
Biological process (GO): endoplasmic reticulum to Golgi vesicle-mediated transport
Source: RefSeq, a predicted model, not a curated record
CCGCGGGGACCCCGACGUCCCACGAGGCCUUGACCCAAGAUGGCGGACAAAGCCCUUGGCGCAGCCUUGCUCAGAGACGCAUGUGCGCAUGCCCGGUCGACCGAGCUGCCCUGAUCCAAGAUGGCGGCCAGACCAGGGCUGGGGACGGGCUUAGCGAGUUACUGAGCAUGCUCAGUCUUCCGUCACUCGCGUCAGGUCGGCAGCCGGCGCAGGCCGCUCAGUCCUUCCCCGAGAGGCGGGAACGUGUACGCAUGCGCAGUGAGCAGUCUCAACUAGUCGGUGGGCGGAGCUACCCCGCGGGGUGGACGUUGAAUGUGUGUGAUGGCCGGCUGACCCGCUUUCCUCCUUGAGCUUGUCUGCCCCUGAACUAGAGGGAAGUCGGCUUAAGUGAGAUUAAGAAAUUCCCUCUCUUGCCGGGUGGUGGUGGCGCACGCCUUUAAUCCCAGCACUUGGGAGGCAGAGGCAGGCAGAUUUCUGAGUUCGAGGACAGCCUGGUCUACAAAGAGCCAUACAUAGACAGAAGACAAUGUCUGGGAGCUUCUACUUCGUAAUUGUUGGCCACCAUGAUAAUCCGGUUUUUGAAAUGGAAUUUUUGCCAGCUGGGAAAGCAGAAUCCAAAGAUGAACACCGCCAUCUGAACCAGUUCAUAGCUCAUGCUGCUCUGGACCUUGUUGACGAAAACAUGUGGCUCUCCAACAACAUGUACUUAAAAACUGUGGACAAAUUCAAUGAGUGGUUCGUCUCGGCGUUCGUCACGGCUGGGCACAUGCGGCUCAUCAUGCUGCAUGACGUGAGGCACGAGGAUGGGAUCAAGAACUUCUUCACUGACGUCUACGACUUAUACAUCAAAUUUGCCAUGAAUCCCUUUUAUGAACCCAAUUCUCCUAUUCGAUCGAGUGCAUUCGAAAGAAAAGUUCAGUUUCUUGGGAAGAAACAUCUUUUAAGCUAAAUGCAGAAAAACUUCAGAAUCACAGUGGGGUGUGCUCAGGAGUGGAUGUAUUGUAAAUUACUUGAUAAAGUAGCCUAGCAAACUAUGUCUCAGCUUACAUGUAUAUCAUGAAAUUUCUCUUCUAUUUAAAAAUCUCAUCUUUUCAUGUUAUCACUAUUAGUAGUUACCUGUGAACAAUUAUCACUAAUUUAAUAUUUUAUUUCAAAAUCAAUAAGCCUAUAACUUUUUGAUUAAGAUAAUUAAAAAAUCUUAGAUUCCUUUUAUGUGUAUGAAUGCUUUUCCUGCAUACAUGUUCUUACCAUCUUCAUGACAGUGCGCAAAGGGAUCAGAAGAGGGCAUGGGAUCCCCAGGAAUUGAGCCUACUGAUGGUUAGGAAGUCCCCGUGUGGGUGUUGCCAAUCAAACCUGCAAGAACAACUGUCAAACCAGUAAAGCCCCUCUCCAGCCCCUUCCUGAGAUGAAGUUAUAAUGUAAAAGUUCAGAAACUAAUGCUGGGGUGGCUCUGUGGUUAAGAGCAUGUUCGGGGGCUGGUGAGAUGGCUCAGUGGGUAAGAGCACCCGAUUGCUCUUCCG